UUCCUACCUAGAAGGCAAGGCCGCCUGGAGAAGCCCCGGAAAAGCAACAGGCUGGCGGCCUUGGAGAAUCCAGAGACUGAGGUUCGACCAGAGGUGCCUGAGGACGACGAGGAUGACGAGGAGACAUUGCCCCAUUCCGAGGCUGUGGACGUGUUCCAAGAAGGUCUCGCCAUGGUGGUGCAAGACCCGCUGCUCUGCGACCUUCCGAUCCAGGUUACUUUAGAAGAGGUCAACUCCCAGAUCGCACUGGAAUAUGGCCAGGCGAUGACUGUCCAUGUGUGCAAGAUGGAUGGAGAGGUAAUGCCUGUGGUCGUCGUACAGAAUGCCACAGUCCUGGACCUGAAGAAGGCUAUCCAGAGAUACGUGCAGCUCAAGCAGGAGAGGGAAGGAGGCGUUCAGCACAUAAGCUGGUCCUAUGUGUGGCGGACGUACCAUCUGACCUCAGCUGGGGAGAAGCUCACAGAGGACAGGAAGAAGCUCAGAGACUAUGGCAUCCGGAACCGAGAUGAGGUUUCCUUUAUCAAGAAGCUUAGGCAAAAGUGAACACCAGACAUAUGGAGCUGACCUUCCCCAGCAAGAUGGCGCCCUCUGCUUAUCCUCAGGGGAAAGGGCGUUGGUGUAGCUGCAUCCCUGGAGUGCCCAGGUGGAAUGUGGGAAAUUCCUCUGCCCUUUAUUUCCCUUUGAACUUGGCCCGAGGGUCCUAUGUGGUUGUGGGCCUGGACUACAGAAUAAACAUGUUUGCUUUGUAUCUUGUAAAAACCAGAAA
Molecule: messenger RNA, 766 nt
Organism: Rattus rattus (black rat)
Lineage: Eukaryota; Metazoa; Chordata; Mammalia; Rodentia; Muridae
Gene: Snrnp25
Product: small nuclear ribonucleoprotein U11/U12 subunit 25
Exons: 5
Coding region: 172-543 (123 amino acids)
Biological process (GO): mRNA splicing, via spliceosome
Cellular component (GO): U12-type spliceosomal complex
Source: RefSeq, a predicted model, not a curated record